This is a messenger RNA of Micromonas commoda, 882 nucleotides long. RefSeq lists its product with no specific name. The record is from RefSeq and is a predicted model, not a curated record. The transcript has a single exon. NCBI's taxonomy places the organism in Eukaryota, Viridiplantae, Chlorophyta, Mamiellophyceae, Mamiellales, Mamiellaceae. Gene Ontology annotation, cellular component: cytoplasm. Gene Ontology annotation, molecular function: glutathione transferase activity. Bases 1 to 882 code for a protein of 293 amino acids.
AUGGCCGCCCGACACAUCGCCACGAAAGCCAUGAAGCCUCACCUGUACUACAUGUCCGCGUGGUUCUGCCCCUUCGCGCACAGGGCGACGCUGGCGUUGGAGCAUCACUCGUCCCAUCUGACGUGGGAGUGGAUAGAGGCGCUCGGCUGGGAGAAGCGCAGGGCGACGGACGAGUCGCUGCAGACGGAACACGAGAACUGGUACCACUUCAAGGCGCCCGAGCUCAUGAAGCAUAACCCGCUCGGUAUGGUCCCGACCCUCGUCUCCGAGGCGACGUUCACCGGAGACGCCUCGAAGGGACCUGCCAAGCCCCCGGUCCGGGAGUCGCUCGUGGCCAUCGAGUUCGUCGACGAGCUCGUCGGGGGCGGGGACGUGCCCAUAAUGCCCUCCUGCCCGUACGAGCGGGCCAAGAUGAGGGUCGCGGCCGAUGUCGUCAAUAAGAAGGUGUGUUCCAAGUACUACCACGUCCUGGUGCGACAGGACCCGCGGGAGCAACGGGAGGGAUUCGAGGCGCUCGUCGCCGGGCUGGACGAGUUUGGCAGCCAACUCGACGGGGGGCCGUUCUACGGCGGCCGGAGCACGCCCGGUCUGGUGGACUACGCGCUGUUCCCGUGGGCGCACCGCCUGCCGGUGUUCGUGCACUAUAGGGGAGAGCAGUACGCGAUACCGAAAAACACGCCGGGGCUGAAGGCGUACCACGAGUGGCUCGCCGCGAUGCAUGCGCUGCCAAAAGUGCGAAAGACGUGUCCGCCUUGGGACGACUACCUCGCGCACAUCGGGCGGUACGCCGACGGUAGCGCGAGGAGUAAGGUGGCGAACGCGGUCAGGGACGGGCGGGACGCGCACCAGUACGACGACGUCAAGGACGACACGAGCCACUGA